GAGCCCCCGUUGCGUUACAAUACUUUACUAUAUUGAAAUGCUUUACAUUAACUCAAUCCCAUGGUUCACCUUGUAGCACGAGCCUGACGUCAUCCAAACACAAGCGCGUGCUGAGAGAAUUUACAAAAACGAAAAAAGAAAUGUAUGAAGUUAUAGUUAUAUAUUAUUUCAGAUCAGAAUUGGUUAUUUUGAAAUGAGUAUUUUGAAAUUAGUCACUGGAAAAAAGAGGAUUUUUUGCGCGGUAGGUCAAAGGUUACAGACAAAAUGGCUGAUUACGAAGUUGAAGCGAUCAUUGUGUUGUGAGAGGUCUAGGAGGAAGGAUAGAUUUAAAGAGAGUAUAAACCAAAUCGCCUAAUCAAUUUAUAAGGCUUUAAAUACUGCCCAAAAUAAGUUUAUACUGAUUUUAUUGUAAAAAUAAACAUGUACGCGUUUUAAUAAUGUCCUAAUGCUCACUGUGCCACUGUGUUCAAUGAGAGCAAUUGGAGAUACAGUGUGCGGUCAUUUCUUUGUAGUUAUUUGUUUUAUUUCUGAUGCUGCAAAAUGUACAAAGCUUCGUAUCCGAAUGAGUCUCGGUGCGGAUUUCGCACUUUGAAUACGAUUCUGGCAGUAUCGCUUAAUUUCUAAAACCGCGUUUAAUGUUCCGCGCGCCACACAGAAGAGAUGCGACAGUGUUAAACGGUGUAUGAUGUUUCCGAGAUAAUAUAAGCAACCUGAACCUUUUUUAUCGAUAGCAUUUUUUUAAACUGCAGAAUGAACAGGAAGAAAGGCGACAAGGGAUUCGAAAGUCCACGACCAUACAAAUUAACCCAUCAGGUGGUCUGCAUCAACAACAUUAACUUUCAGCGAAAAUCUGUCAUUGGCCAUGUGGAACUGACAAUCUUUCCAACUGUGGCCAAUCUAAACCGGAUAAAGCUCAAUAGCAAACAGUGCAGAAUAUACAGGGUACGAGUGAAUGAUCUUGAGGCUCCGUUUAUCUACAAUGACCCAACACUGGAAGUGUGUCACCAUGAAUCAAAACAGAGGAACUUGAAUUACUUCUCCAGUGCCUACGCCGCAGCAGUCAGUGCUGUUGAUCCUGAUGGUGGGAAUGGAGAGCUCUGCAUCAAGGUCCCGUCGGAACUUUGGAAGCAAGGCGAUGAAAUGAAGGUGCUGAAAGUGUACAUUGAGUUUUCUUUGGACCAGCCGAAAGGAGGGCUUCACUUUGUAGUGCCUGACGUGGAAGGCAGCUUGGCAGAGAGAGGAGCCCAUGUCUUCUCAUGUGGAUACCAAAAUUCUACAAGGUUCUGGUUUCCCUGUGUGGAUUCCUACUCUGAGCUCUGCACCUGGAAGCUUGAGUUCACAGUGGAUGCCUCCAUGGUAGCAGUGUCUUGUGGAGAUCUGGUUGAAACCAUCUACACUCAUGACAUGAGGAAGAAAACUUUCCACUACAUGCUGCCGAUCCCCACUGCAGCUCCGAACAUUUCCCUUGCUGUGGGGCCCUUUGAGAUCCUUGUGGACCCAUAUAUGCACGAGGUGACCCAUUUCUGUUUGCCCCAGCUCUUACCAUUGCUCAAACACUCCAUGUCCUUCCUUCAUGAGAUCUUUGAAUUCUUUGAGGAGAUACUUACCUGUCGCUAUCCGUACUCCUGCUUCAAGACUGUGUUUGUCGAUGAGGCCUAUGUCCAGGUGUCAUCAUAUGCGUCUAUGAGCAUAUUCAGUACAAAUCUUCUGCACAGUGCAAUGAUUAUAGACCAGACCCCCCUGACCAGACGCUGUUUAGCUCAAGCCUUGGCUCAGCAGUUUUUUGGCUGCUUUAUAUCCCGAAUGUCCUGGUCUGAUGAAUGGGUUCUCAAGGGGAUCUCGGGAUACAUUUAUGGUCUGUACCUGAAGAAGACUUUUGGUGUGAAUGAGUACCGACACUGGAUCAAAGAGGAGCUAGACAAAAUAGUGGACUACGAGUUGAAGACUGGCGGGGUUUUACUGCAUCCAGCAUUUUGUGCUGGCAAAGAGAAGGAUAAUCCCAGUCCACACCUGCAUUUCUCAAUAAAACACCCCCACACUUUGUCCUGGGAGUACUAUAAGAUGUUCCAGUGUAAAGCGCACCUUGUCAUGAGGCUGAUAGAAAACAGAAUCAGCAUGGAGUUCAUGUUACAGGUGUUCAACAAACUUCUGAGUUUGGCCAGCACUGCAUCAUCUCAGAAGUUCCAGUCUCACAUGUGGAGUCAGAUGCUGGUGUCAACAUCAGGAUUUCUGAAAUCUAUUUCUAAUGUCUCUGGGAAGGACAUUGGGCCAUUGAUAAAGCAAUGGGUAGAUCAGAGUGCAGUUGUGAAGUUUUUUGGCAGCUUUGCAUUCAAUAGGAAACGAAAUGUGCUUGAGUUAGAAAUAAAGCAGGACUAUACAUCAUCAGGCACUCAAAAAUACGUGGGCCCCAUUAAAGUGACAGUGCAGGAACUGGACGGAUCCUUCAACCACACGUUACAGAUCGAAGAAAACAGCCUGAAACAUGAUAUCCCAUGUCAUUCCAAGAGCAGAAGAAACAAGAAAAAGAAGAUCCCACUGAUGAAUGGAGAAGAAGUGGACAUGGACUUGUCUGCAAUGGAAAAACAGAGCAGCACAGGCAAGGGCAGGGUCAGGACGGCUCUCUGGCAAUUGUGCCUCAACUCUGACAUAGGGAGAGGAGCAUCUGCCUGUGCAGACUCCCCUCUGCUGUGGAUAAGGAUAGACCCGGACAUGUCGAUUUUAAGAAAGGUAGAGUUUGAACAGGCUGACUUCAUGUGGCAAUACCAGUUGCGUUAUGAAAGAGAUGUUGUGGCUCAGGAAGAAGCCAUUUCAGCCCUGGAGAAAUUCCCUACCCCAGCAUCCCGACUAGCCCUCACAGACAUUCUGGAACAAGAGCAGUGUUUCUACAAGGUCAGGAUGCAGGCUUGCUUCUGCCUUGCCAAGAUUGCCAAUGCAAUGGUGAGCACCUGGACAGGACCUCCUGCAAUGAAGUCUCUCUUCACCAGGAUGUUUUGCUGUAAGAGUUGUUCAAACAUUGUGAAGACUAACAACUUCAUGAACUUCCAGAGCUACUUCCUACAGAAGACUAUGCCUGUUGCCAUGGCUUUGCUCAGAGAUGUCCACAGCCUAUGUCCAAAGGAGGUUUUGAACUUCAUUUUAGACCUCAUUAAGUACAAUGACAACCGGAAGAAUAAGUUUUCUGAUAAUUACUACCGUGCUGAGCUUAUCGAUGCCCUUGCCAACUCCCUGACUCCAGCCAUCAGUAUCAAUAAUGAAGUGCGUACUGUGGACAACCUGAAUGCUGAUGUCCGCCUUAUUCUAGAGGAGAUUACACGUUUCCUUAACAUGGAGAAGCUGCUCCCUAGUUACAGGAACACCAUCACUGUUAGUUGCCUGAGAGCCAUCAGAAUGUUGCAGAAGAAUGGACACAUUCCCAGCGAUCCGUCUCUUUUUAAGUCAUAUGCUGAGUAUGGGCACUUUGUGGAUGUACGUCUUGCAGCUUUGGAGGCUGUUGUUGACUACACACAAGUUGACAGGAGUUCCGAGGAACUUCAGUGGCUGCUCAACAUGGUUCAGAAUGAUCCUGUGCACUACAUCAGGCAUAAGAUCUUAAGUAUGCUGGCAAAAAAUCCACCCUUUACGAAAAACACAGAGUCUCCCCUUUGCAAUGAAGCUCUCGUUGAUCAGCUUUGGAAGCUAAUGAAUUCUGGUACCUGUCAUGACUGGAGGCUACGCUGUGAUGCAGUGAACCUAUAUUACACUCUCUUUGGCCUCAGCAGACCUUCAUGCUUGCCUCUGCCUGAGCUGGGGUUGGUUCUCAAUCUGAAGGAAAAGAAAGCUGUUCUUAAUCCCACCAUCAAACCUGAGAUAGCAGCUGGCAACCUGGAGCCAGGGAACAAUGCAAAUAUUCAUGGACCCAUCAUGGGCUUCCCUAGCAGUCAUGAGGAUGAGCACCCAGCUAUUGAACUGCCACUCAGUGCACCGACUCCUCCAGUCGGACAGGGGUUGAAGAGAAAAGCAGAGACACCUCUAGGAUCCCCGCUGGAGCCUGGUCAGGUACUGGAGAAGGAUGACGACAGCAGUAAAGUCAAAUUAAAAAUCAGAUUCUCAAAUUCGCAGGAGGAGGAAGAUAUUGAUAUGGAUACAGUCCAUGACAGCCAGGCUUUUAUCUAUCAUCAUUUAAAUAUGCUUGAAAGGCCAUCUACACCAGGGAAAGAACCACCUUGUGUGGAACAAACCAUCCUGUCCAUGCCAGCGACUCCCCUCUCCAUGUUUGGCAAAGAAACCAAUUCUUCCUCCAAGCACAGCGACCACCACCACCACCACCACCAUCACCAUGAGCACAAGAAGAAGAAGAAGAAGCACAAGCACAAACACAAGCACAAGCACAAGCAUGAGAGCAAGGACAAGGAUAAGGACAAAGAGAAAGACAGGGAAAGGGACACCCAUACCUUUAUGAACAGCCCUGCUAGCGGUCGGUCAAUAUGCUCGCCUUCCCUCUCUGACUGAGUUUGCAGGGGAAUCUCACAGUAGAUCUUCCCUCUGUUUGCCCUUGCAGGAGGUAGGUUUCACCAAGGGCUUCUGUGUUCUGAUCGCCCUCGACCGAAUGUUCAGAUGGAUGUGCUUCAUUUAGGGCAAUGAAACUCUGGUGAUUCCUUCAGUUUUGCUUUAUUUAAUUUCUGACUGCACAAAGCAAAUCAUUUCCAACACGACUUCGCCGGUUUAUGGGCACCCUGCUGGACAUCUUGUUCACCAUGAGGACCAUUAAAGCUGAUAUAAAUCUUAUAACAGUUGAGAAAUGGAAACGUUUGGCAACUAAUUUUACUAGGGAACCUAUUCCAUUGGCAAAACCCAGCCACUUUCACUUUCAGACAGCUGCUUCCCUUUUCAGUCUUUUUUUAAACUUUCCCUCUACAGGGAGCUUUGAAUCUUGGGAAAGUAAUUUCAUUUGGAAAGGUAAUUGAAUUACAACUGCAGAGUAUUUUUUAAAAUUAUUUUCAUAUAUGUAUUAUUUUGUGUUGUCAGUGGUGUAUCGUUAAGACAAAUCCCUGGCCUCCAUUGAUAUUUCAGCUACUCCAAAAGAAGUACAUCUUUUCAUUUUUAAAAUUGGUAAUUGUGUUAAUGGACCUACAUUUAAAAUUAAAUUAAAAUAAGAGGCUUCUUAUAUUUAGGCAGCUUUACUGUACCAUGGUGGUUAACAGUUUGAUUCUGGAUAUAACAUGAUGUUACUGAUUUAAAGAAACUGUAGUGGUCACCUUAGCAGUAUUCUCUGAAAAAAUACAAGAACAUGCUGUACCUGCAAAUGCAAAGGAGUCAUUAUCAUUUUUCUACAGUUCUGUAUGAUAUUUUGCAGCAUUUUUGCAAUGACGUAAAAUUGGGAGCGUACCUUUUCCCCUUUUACUAAAUCAAAUUUCAUUAUAACCUUUUAUGAUAUUGUUUGUCUUUUUUCAUAGCCAUGCCACUCUUUUUAUUGUGUAAAUUCAUUUAUGGUAAGUUUAGUAGUUUUACAUUGCUUUGACCAAAAUUGUCAGAAAUAAAAAACUACCAAAGCAAACAAAGUUAAUAAUAUAAGUAUUCUUCAUUGCCACGUGUGUAACUUUUAACUGAAACCCGAAAAUCCAGUAUCUUAACAAAUAAAGCAUUUAAUAGUG
This is a messenger RNA of Lepisosteus oculatus (spotted gar), 5630 nucleotides long. RefSeq names its product TAF2 RNA polymerase II, TATA box binding protein (TBP)-associated factor (gene taf2). Gene Ontology annotation, molecular function: transcription cis-regulatory region binding; chromatin binding; RNA polymerase II general transcription initiation factor activity. The record is from RefSeq and is a predicted model, not a curated record. Gene Ontology annotation, cellular component: transcription factor TFIID complex. Gene Ontology annotation, biological process: transcription initiation at RNA polymerase II promoter. NCBI's taxonomy places the organism in Eukaryota, Metazoa, Chordata, Actinopteri, Semionotiformes, Lepisosteidae.